AUGACGUUCAUUGAGAACCUUGCUGUCCCUAAGGGAUCAAUUGCCGUGAUCACUGGCGCUAAUGGCUACAUUGCGUCUCACAUCGCAGACCAGUUCAUUCGACAUGGGUAUAAAAGUGCUUGGCUUGUCCCACACUUUGAGAAGAAGUACGGGGUAGGGAAAUUUGAACUACACGUGAUUCCUGAUAUGCAGGUUGAUGGCGCGUAUGAUGAGGCUAUCAAAGGGGCAUCAAUUUUCGUACACACUGCUACCGUCAUCGACUUCAACGGCGACCCAGCCGAAGUGAUCGGAGGUGCAGUGAAAUGCGGAAUGGUCGCUAUCAAGGCAGCAUACAAGGAACCGAACAUGAAACGGUUCGUCCUUACUUCAUCAGCCUCAACUCUCAUGCCACUCAAGAAGGAAAACUUCUUUGCCCUAAAGGGCCAGACGGUGGAUGUGGACACAUUUGGUCACGACGCCAAGGAACUGGCUUGGGCGCCUCCUCCUUGGGGUGUUGAACACGGCGGAGCGAUUUACGGCGCGAGUAAGAUGGAGCAAGAGCAGAGCAUCUGGAAGUUCUACGAAGAGAACAAAACCAAUCGGCCAGAUAUCGUGGUGAACUCGAUUGUUCCAGACUUCAACUUUGGAAGAAGCAUUGACCCGUCUCAAACUGGAGGCUCGUCAUCGUUCGGCCUCAUCGUCGAGCUCUUUGAGGGAAAGACUCUUCCCGAGCUUUGGCAUCUUCCCCACUACUUCGGUGAACGCAUCUUCGCGUUUGCCUACCCAAUGAACUGGGACAUCAUCUUGAAUAUCCUUCGGAAGCAGAAUCCGGGGAGGAAGUUUGCCGAGAACUUCCACAAUGAUGAAUACCCUGUGACAGUGAAGCCCAUUGCGAGGGCAGAGAGCCUGCUGAAGAAGCUAGGCAGGCCGGGUUGGAUCUCUUUGGAGCAAAGCAUCGCGACCAAUACCGAGCACCUGAAGACUCUGGACAAUGCAUAG
Colletotrichum scovillei is the source of this 978-nucleotide messenger RNA. Its product is annotated as NAD dependent epimerase/dehydratase. The transcript is spliced from 5 exons. The coding region runs from base 1 to 978 and encodes 325 amino acids. The record is from RefSeq and is a predicted model, not a curated record. Gene Ontology annotation, molecular function: oxidoreductase activity, acting on the CH-OH group of donors, NAD or NADP as acceptor. Lineage: Eukaryota; Fungi; Ascomycota; Sordariomycetes; Glomerellales; Glomerellaceae.